AGAGAUCGAAUUGGCGGGAACGAUCGCUUCCCACUCUCUCUCUCUUCGUUGUAUAUAUAUAUAAGCUCUGCGAUUCUUGAAAGGCUUCAUUUCAAGUGUGUUGUGAGUUUUAAAGGUACUAUCGCAGCUGGGUUGGAAAUGGCGAAGAGGAAGAAAGGUAAGGUUGCGGAGGAGCGUGAGUCGGAAGGAGAAGAAGAUCAAGAGAUGGAGCACGAGGAUCAAGCUCCAUCUUCCUCUGCUAACAAAACCCUCUAUGAGGUUCUUGGUGUGGAGAAUUCAGCUUCUCAGCAGGAAAUAAAGAAAGCAUAUUACAAGUUGGCAUUGCGACUACAUCCUGAUAAAAAUCCUGGCGAUGAGGAGGCAAAAGAAAAAUUUCAGCAUUUGCAGAAAGUAAUGGCCAUUCUUGGGGAUGAGGAAAAGCGAGCAAUCUAUGAUCAGACUGGUUGUGUAGAUGAUGCUGACCUUGCGGGGGAUGCUGUUCAGAAUCUGCAUGAAUUUUUCAGAACCAUGUAUAAAAAGGUCACUGAAGCAGAUAUAGAGGAAUUUGAAGCAAACUAUAGAGGAUCUGAUUCAGAGAAGAAAGAUUUGAUUGAUCUUUACAAUCAGUUUAAGGGAAAUAUGACUAGGCUCUUUUCUUCAAUGCUAUGUUCGGAUCCAAAGCUUGAUUCACACAGAUUCAAGGAUAUUAUUGAUGAGACAAUUGCUGCAGGCGAACUGAAAUCAACUAAAGCAUAUCGAAAAUGGGCAAAGAAAGUAUCUGAAACAAAGCCUCCAACCAGUCCUUUAAGAAGGAACAGCAAAUCAAAUAAACAGUCAGAGUCAGAUCUGUAUGCACUUAUAUCUCAGCGCCGAGAUGAAAGGAAAGGCCGUUUUGAUUCCAUGUUCUCCUCUCUGGUGUCUAAAUACGGCGGGGAUGGUCCUUCUUCAGAACCUAGUGAGCAAGAAUUCGAGGCUGCACAAAAGAAGGUCGAAAGCCGCAGGGUCUCUCAGAAAUCAAAGCGGAAGUCUUGAUUGUCAUCUAAUGGAGGUCUUGGUCCGUUUAUGUAUAAAUAUUGUUUCUGUGAACACAACUCUGCCAAUGCUUGUUUGGAAUUAUAUUCACAUUUGAGUGCUAAGUGUGUGCACUACUUGCCAUCUUGAUUCAAGAUUUUCUAUGCAUUUUUCUCAUGCUAGAGUAGAGGAAGGAACAUAAUCUGACAUGUCUUGAAAAUCUUUGUUGGUGGAAUGUGCUUUUACCAAUUAGACAAUAUAAAUUAUGGUAUAAUUUUCUAACUAAUGAUACAAGUUUUAGCA
Molecule: messenger RNA, 1293 nt
Organism: Humulus lupulus (European hop)
Lineage: Eukaryota; Viridiplantae; Streptophyta; Magnoliopsida; Rosales; Cannabaceae
Product: chaperone protein dnaJ 6-like
Exons: 8
Coding region: 139-1011 (290 amino acids)
Source: RefSeq, a predicted model, not a curated record